AUGUCAACAAUGAAUCGUAGGGCUUGGUUUAGUAAGAUGACGAGCCGUAGGGCUCGGUUCGGCAAGAAGACGAUCCAUAGGGCUCAGUUCAGCAAGUUUGCGAGGCAUAAGGCUUGGUUCGCCAAGAUGACGAGCCGUAAGGCUUGGUUCGGCAAGAUUACAGGCAACAGGGCUCAGUUCGGGAAAACAACAAACCAAAGAGUCUUUGUGGGCCAAGGCGACGAUCCCAGGACCGAGGCAAGCCCGAAUCGACGAGCUGCAAACCGUGGAUGUUGA
Arabis nemorensis is the source of this 276-nucleotide messenger RNA. The record is from the annotation of a GenBank genome assembly. NCBI's taxonomy places the organism in Eukaryota, Viridiplantae, Streptophyta, Magnoliopsida, Brassicales, Brassicaceae.